Molecule: messenger RNA, 3252 nt
Organism: Fusarium pseudograminearum CS3096
Lineage: Eukaryota; Fungi; Ascomycota; Sordariomycetes; Hypocreales; Nectriaceae
Exons: 2
Coding region: 1-3252 (1083 amino acids)
Biological process (GO): nuclear-transcribed mRNA catabolic process, nonsense-mediated decay
Cellular component (GO): cytoplasm
Molecular function (GO): DNA binding; hydrolase activity; RNA helicase activity
Source: RefSeq, a predicted model, not a curated record
AUGGAGGGCGCCUUCACCCAUGUUGGGAAUCAUCUGAUAUCCGACUCCGCUGCUGCUAUCAAGGCAGGAGCCGAUGAUCUUUCUACAAUCGACCCCGACGAGAGCUUACUCUAUACCAAAUACGGAGAUCAAAACGGCCGCCGCCGAGCUGACGAUGACGACAACCAAACUGAAGUAUUCGAGGAAGACGAUAACGAUAGUCUAAACAGCGUUCCGGUUGAUGGACUGAAUGGACUCAAGCUCAAGGGCAAAGACGAGGAGAAGGAACUUCCGGCUCACGCAUGCGCAUAUUGCGGCAUUCACUCUCCAGGAUGUGUCGUGAAAUGUCUCACAUGCAAUAAAUGGUUUUGCAGUGCGAGAGGCAACGGUACUUCGACCCACAUCGUGAACCACCUCGUUCGAGCUCGCCACAAGGAAGUUCAGCUUCACCCAGAGUCUACCCUCGGCGAUACCGUUUUGGAAUGCUACAAUUGUGGAACAAAGAAUGCUUUCCUUUUGGGUUUUAUCCCAGCAAAGUCCGAUACUGUUGUUGUCCUUCUCUGCCGACAGCCUUGUGCCGCCAACACCUCGAACAAGGACAUGAACUGGGAUACAUCACGAUGGCAACCACUGAUCGAAGAACGAGCCUUUCUACCAUGGCUGGUUGCGACGCCAUCAGACUCCGAGCAACUUAGAGCCCGUCACCUUACACCGAACAUGAUUGCCAAACUAGAGGAGAUGUGGAAAAUUGAGCCCAAAGCGACAGUAGUUGACCUUGAAAAGGCAGCCAGUAUUGAUGACGAUCCCCAGCCUGUCCUAUUAAACUACGACGAUCCCUACCACUAUCAGAACAUCUUCGGUCCAUUGGUUAAGAUGGAAUCCGACUACGACAAGAAAUUAAAGGAAGCACAAUCUGAAGAUGGACUCUUGGUUCGUUGGGACUACGGUCUGAACAACAAGCAUCUUGUGAGCUUCAAUCUUCACAAGAUUGAGUCCGGCGACGUAAAGCUUGCUGUCGGUGACGAGAUGCGCCUACGAUACAAAGGCGAGCUACGAUCUCCUUGGGAAGGAGUCGGCUAUGUUAUCAAGAUCCCGAACAACCAGUCUGACGAAGUUACGCUUGAGUUGCGCAAGACUGGAAACGAGAAGCUCGUUCCCACCGACCUGUCUCACAACUUUUCGGCCGAUUAUGUCUGGAAAGCGACAUCCUAUGACCGUAUGCAACUGGCCAUGAAAACCUUCGCUGUCGAUGACAUGAGUGUAUCUGGUUACAUUUUCCACACUCUGCUGGGUCACGAGGUUCAGCUACAAGUUAUGAAGACGAACCUGCCUAAGAAGUGGUCUGCUCCUGGCCUUCCUGAUCUCAACCCUAGCCAAGUCGGUGCGAUAAAAGCAGUUCUGCAGAAGCCCCUCAGCUUGAUCCAAGGACCUCCCGGAACCGGUAAGACUGUAACCUCUGCCACCAUCAUCUACCAUCUAGCCAAGAUGAGUGGAAACCAGGUUCUAGUCUGCGCACCCUCCAACGUCGCUGUGGAUCAGCUUUGCGAGCGCGUCCACCGCACUGGGCUCAAGGUGGUCCGCCUCACAGCCAAAUCUCGUGAGGAUGUUGAAUCAUCUGUCAGUUUCUUGGCUCUCCAUGAACAGGUCCGCAUGUCAGAGCACAACAGCGAGCUUGUCAAGCUCUCGCAGCUCAAGAACGAGCUGGGUGAGCUUUCAAGUCAGGAUGAGAAAAAGUACAAGCAACUCACCAAGAUUGCCGAACGUGACAUUCUCAACAAUGCCGACGUUGUUUGCUGCACUUGUGUGGGUGCCGGUGAUCCCCGCCUGUCGAAGAUGAAGUUCAGAAACGUCCUGAUCGACGAGUCAACUCAAUCAGCAGAGCCUGAGUGCAUGAUCCCCCUUGUUCUUGGAUGCAAGCAGGUUGUCCUUGUGGGUGAUCAUAAGCAACUCGGCCCUGUCAUCAUGAACAAGAAGGCUGCCAAGGCCGGUCUUAACCAGUCACUUUUUGAGCGCUUGGUCAAUCUGAAGCUUUCCCCGAUCCGACUGAAUAUCCAGUACCGUAUGCACCCUUGCCUUUCUGAAUUUCCCUCCAAUAUGUUUUACGACGGUAGUCUGCAGAAUGGUGUCACCCACGAAAACCGCUUGCGCAAGGAUGUCGACUUUCCUUGGCCAGUCGGUGAAAUGCCUAUGAUGUUCUGGUCUAAUUUGGGCCACGAAGAAAUUUCUGCCUCGGGAACAUCGUAUCUCAACCGCACGGAAGCAUCCAACGUUGAGAAAGCAGUCACUCGCUUCUUCAAGGCAGGGGUGAAGCCUGCUGAUAUUGGUGUCAUUACCCCAUACGAAGGUCAACGAAGCUACAUCGUGACUACUAUGCAAAACUCGGGAACUUAUAAGAAGGAGUACUACAAGGAGGUAGAGGUCGCUUCAGUUGAUGCUUUCCAGGGCCGUGAGAAGGAUUUUAUUGUCCUCUCAUGUGUCCGAUCCAACGAUAAUCAGGGUAUUGGUUUCUUGUCGGACCCCCGCCGUCUUAACGUGGCCUUGACCCGAGCUAAAUACGGUCUUGUCAUUCUUGGCAAUCCCAAGGUUCUGUCCAAGCACGAGCUCUGGCACAACUUACUUGUUCAUUUCAAAGAUCGCAAGUGCUUCGUCGAAGGCCCUUUGACCAACCUCCAGGCAUGUCUGCUUCAGUUCAGUCGCCCCAAAGUUAGUUUCCGCCAGAAGAACCAGCAACCGCAGUUCGGAGCUGGGAGCUACUCUAACGGAGGGCGUUUCAACCCGCCUCCUUCGGGUCGGGACUUCGAUUUGGGCUCCAUGGUGUCGUACAUCCCCGAUGAUGUAUCUUCCGUUCACGGUUCUGCGUUUGGCGGCGCUUCCCUCAACAGCGCCUUUCCCCCCAUGUUCUCGAGCUUCACACCGGACCAGUGGCCUGGUCUACCAGGUGUAGCUGCUCCUGGCCGAGGAGGCAAGAGCCGUGGCCGUGCCACUGAAAGCAUUGCGGGCGAGAGCGUGGCCAAUUCCGAGUAUACGGACGCAUCUUCAAGUGUGAUUGGCGGCAAGGGAGUAGGGCAAGGCGGCGUCAGUCUUGGAGCAGGACUUCAUGAUGCUGUCACGGGCAUGCGGCCUGUCUCGUACAGUCAAAGCGACCGCCUCAAGCAGUACGUCGAAAGCAGUGGACGCAUGGUUCCCGGUAACGGCUAUGGACGACGUUUUGAUGACGACGAGAAGAGUGUCAGCACGGCAUUCCACAGCCAGAUUGGAGGAGGUUACGACUGA